AGUUAGCGAACAGUAUUAAAGGACGACAGGGUCGUCAGCAUGGCUCUAGAGAAGCUAUCAUCAAACAAACAAUGGAGCGAGAGAGAGCUCAGUAUGAAGGCAAUGGCUUUGAAAUCCCUGAUAUCAUCAACUCUAAGCAUCUGAAAAUAUUCAGAGAGUGGACCGGUGACCUCAAGAAACUCCCCAACAUUAAGAUGAGAAAUGUUUCAGCCAAAGGCUCUGAUAGCACCGUGUCUGCAGUUUCACAAGAUAAACACGUGGAAGAAGAGAAUAAGGAAGAUGCAUCUCGGAAUUCUGAUACAGAGCUAUAGUAAUCCUGCAGCUCUACUACAGUUUACUGUAGAGGAAUGGACAUCAUGCUGUGUAAGCACAGAAAGAGCAAGACGUUGCUUUGUGUUACUAGUGCUUCCUAAUGGUAACCAGAGUGUACUGAGCCUCUUGCAAAAAUAUGUUGUUGUGAGGAAGGGUGUUACUUAGUCACUCAGGUAACAGUAUCAUUAGUUCAUAAAUAAACAGAGACUUUGAAACCGUUUGAGACAUUCACUGGUUUAUUGCACGGACUGAUUUUUGCAUGUUUCUUUUAU
Molecule: messenger RNA, 584 nt
Organism: Sinocyclocheilus grahami
Lineage: Eukaryota; Metazoa; Chordata; Actinopteri; Cypriniformes; Cyprinidae
Product: translation machinery-associated protein 16
Exons: 3
Coding region: 72-311 (79 amino acids)
Cellular component (GO): nucleus
Source: RefSeq, a predicted model, not a curated record